Centrocercus urophasianus (Greater sage-grouse) is the source of this 2501-nucleotide messenger RNA. Its product is annotated as hydroxyacylglutathione hydrolase-like protein. Lineage: Eukaryota; Metazoa; Chordata; Aves; Galliformes; Phasianidae. The transcript has 8 exons. The record is from RefSeq and is a predicted model, not a curated record. Gene Ontology annotation, molecular function: hydroxyacylglutathione hydrolase activity. Bases 61 to 930 code for a protein of 289 amino acids.
GCAGGUGGGGGCGGCGUUCCGCGUGGGUGCGCGGCGGUGGAGCCGCGGGCUGUGCGGAACAUGAAGGUGAAGGUGAUCUCGGUGCUGGAGGACAACUACAUGUACCUGGUGAUCGAGGAGAGCACCCGGGAUGCGGUCGCGGUGGAUGCAGCCGUCCCCAAACGGCUGUUGGAGAUCGUCCGGAAGGAGGAUGUUGUUCUCCGCGCCGUCCUCAGCACGCAUCACCACUGGGACCACGCUCGGGGCAACGAGGAGCUGGUCAGGCUGUGCCCGGGGCUGCGGGUGUACGGUGCGGAUGAGCGCAUCGGGGCCCUAACGCACCGCGUGGCCCCCGACGAGGAGCUGACGCACUUAUCUCCAUCCCUGCAGUUCGGGGCCAUCCGUGUGCGGUGCCUCUUCACUCCCUGCCACACUUCGGGCCACAUGUGCUACUUCAUGUGGGAGGAUGGGUCCCCGGAUGCACCGGCGCUGUUCUCAGGUGACACGCUGUUUGUGGGGGGCUGCGGGCGGUUCCUGGAGGGGACAGCGGAGCAGAUGUAUGCCAACUUCACCCAGGUGCUGGGGAAUCUGCCCAAGGAGACGAAGGUGUUCUGUGGCCACGAAUGCACUGUCCGGAACCUGAAGUUUGCCCUGAAAGUGGAACCAGAGAAUGAAGCAGUGAAGAAGAAGCUCGCGUGGGCCAGACAGCGGGAUGAUGAGGAUCUGCCCACGGUGCCCUCCACGCUGCAGGAGGAGUUCCUCUACAACCCCUUCCUCAGGGUCACGGAGGAGGCUGUCCAGAAGUUCACAGGCAGGAAGGAGCCUGUGGAAGUGCUGCGGGCUCUACGGACUGAGAAGGACAACUUCAAGAAGCCCAAGGAGCGGCCCCAUCCCCAGGCCAUGCUUGCCUUCGACUGGGGGCUCUUCGCCCCUUUCCUGGAGAAGAAGUGAGGCUACACCAGCCCACCACACAGGGGCCCAUGGAGCACAGGCACCAUCUGGGCUCUGCUGUCCAAAACCCACAGUGCAGCACGGAGCUCUGCACACAGAUGGCCCCGCUCAGGUGUCGGCUGGGACAGGGCAGGGACCCAGGAACUGCACCACUCUGUGUCCAUUACAUUUCUUUUUCCCAAGGUAGAACACAGGAAAACUAUUGUAUGAAGCAUUGACAUUGCUGUGCCUCUGGGAUGGCAGCAUGGGACUCCCACUCCCUGCAGCUUGCAGCCUGCAGCACGUGCAAAAUCAGUGCUGUUGUGCAAAACCAAUAUCAUAUUUUUUUAUUUUUCAUUUUUUAAUUCUUUUCAUUUAAAAUCUGAGAACAGCGUGGAGUUUUUUGCUGGGGCGUUGCAUCACAAAACGUAGCGAUGCCUUUUUCUUUUUAGAGGGCAGACAGGGCGUGCUGGUGGCUCUGUGCUUGGCUGCAUUAACCCCAUGUGGUGGUGUGGGCAGGAUGCUGCUGGGCAGCCCAUCCUUCUGCCUUUACCUCAGCUGUGCACAGUGCUGUGAUGCACGGAGUGAUGUUGCUGAGCUUCGGCCCGGCUUGUGCAGCUGAAAUGCAAACAGUGGAGAAAAUAGAGGAGAUGGGCCCUGAAUAAUACACUGUAUGAUGUCUUUUUGACUGUGCUGAUACGAAGCCGCUGACACUGGAUUAGAAACAACUUCAGAACCUCUCAUGCAUGGACUGUGAAUAGCAUCCGUAGCACCGAACCUGGUUUGUGGCAUUCCUUCCCUUGCUAGAAACUUGAUUGAGGUUUUCUUUUUUGCUUUCUUUUUUUUUUAAUGUUACGUUGUUAAAAUUUACACUUCCCUCCAGGAGGGGGAGAAUCAGCCCUGCUGCACGAGUUGCCUCAGUGCUGUUGUUUCAGAGAUGCCCUAAGGGUGCAGCUGCAGGCGAUGCCGAGUGUCAUUGGGCACCGCCUGGGUGCUUUGCUGUGAGCAGCACUGGGAUGCCUGGAGGGAUCCUGGCCCAGCACUGGACUUGCUCAUGUUGGCAGCAGCUGUGUGCAGCUCAGAGGUGAAAUCUAAGCUAUUCUUGAUGCCAUGGUGACAACGAAUACCUGGGAGAGCUGCAUGGGGUGCUCUGGGUGGAGAGUCCUCUGGCAGCUUCAGUACUGUGCUAUUCAGUAACCUGGUCACUGGAGAAGGCAAAAUGUGGAUCCUUGGUUGUUUAACCUGCAGCUCAUUCAGCUGUACUUAAUUGUGCACUUCUGUCUACAUGUGCAUGUUCUCAGUAGAAACAGAACGUGUUUCUUUUGCACUGAUGUAUAAAGUUUAUGGAUUCGGCACUUAGUUUGGCAUCUCUCUCUUGCUGUAGAGAACAAUGUUAUGGUUUAGCAUAACAGCCUUACAGAACUACGCAUGGAAAAGGGCAUUGAGCACAACCACUGCUUGCAAAAUGAGUGGGGAAAGGAUGGGGGAGCAGAGGGAGAUUUCUGCCUUAUGAACACUGUGAAUCUACUGCUUGAUCAGCAACACCUGAAGUAUGUAAAGCCUUUAAUUAAAACCAUUACAAUUAUCUUUUA